AUGAAAAAAAAGCAAGAGAAAAAAAAGGUCAGUUUUUUCAACAAAUGUUGAAAUACAUUUUCUUAAAGGCUUUACCGUUGUCUUCGAAAGUUUCGAUCGAAGAUAAUGGAAUACUUCUUGAGGCUCAAAAAGAAAUAAAGAACGUCGAAACAUUGUUGGGGGAUGAAUUGGCGAGACACUUUUCUCUUCAGGUAGAAUGUUUCAAUUUAUUUAGCUCAAAUUAAUUCAGGUUGACAUUCGUCAAUACGAAGACAUAUUGGUCAAGCUCGAAAAUGGAAGCGUUAGUUGAAUUUCCUACCCAGUUUUGAAAAUCAGAUUCGUUUUAGGAGCAUAAAAUCUCGCAUUUGGGUCGAGUUUCCAUGAAAAACCCAUUGAUGGUCACGAUAAACUUUGCCGACAAUCCGUCAGCAAUAAAAUGGGCUAAGCUCGCCCUGCAGGUAAUGGUUUUGGGUUUCCACUCUUUCUACUUGACACAAUGUAGAAGUCAACACUGAAUGUGACCCCGCAACAAGAAGGCGUCAUGCUCUACAUAAAUAUCCAACCCAUGACGCGCCAAAGACGAGAACAACUUGCUUCGGACGCCAAGACGAAGCUGUUCAAUGAGUACAAACGAGCACUGAACGAGGUGGUCCAAAAUGAAGAAAAAUAACCUGCUUUUCUUUCCAGAUUUACAGUAAAAGCGAUAGAAAGUCGAGUGCAGAGUUCUCGGCGAAACCGGACGAAGCCAAAAAGACGAGGGAGAAACUCUUAGAAAUGAAACAUUAUGCAGAGUCGAGCGGCCUUCAAAUGAUUGAACUCAAGAAAGAACAACUUUUGAAACAAGUAGCAUAA
Messenger RNA from Caenorhabditis auriculariae, 831 nucleotides. NCBI's taxonomy places the organism in Eukaryota, Metazoa, Nematoda, Chromadorea, Rhabditida, Rhabditidae. The record is from the annotation of a GenBank genome assembly.